AUGCAAUCACUGCAUGAGAACGGGACGAGGCACGAGACAAGCGUCCUGUCAAGUCGGAACGAAACCACGAUUUUCCUCUCCAUCACAAGACUUCCUUGUCUGCAUCAUCUGCCAGCAUCGCGAAGACCAUCGGCCGUCAUUUUCUCAGUGUUGCACCAAUACUCUUGGCAUCUAAUCUUUCCAGCCUCGGGUUCAGAGAGCACUUGA
Messenger RNA from Podospora pseudopauciseta, 207 nucleotides. RefSeq lists its product as uncharacterized. NCBI's taxonomy places the organism in Eukaryota, Fungi, Ascomycota, Sordariomycetes, Sordariales, Podosporaceae. The transcript is spliced from 2 exons. The record is from RefSeq and is a predicted model, not a curated record. The coding region runs from base 1 to 207 and encodes 68 amino acids.